This is a messenger RNA of Jatropha curcas, 793 nucleotides long. RefSeq names its product casparian strip membrane protein 1. Lineage: Eukaryota; Viridiplantae; Streptophyta; Magnoliopsida; Malpighiales; Euphorbiaceae. The record is from RefSeq and is a predicted model, not a curated record.
AGUUUCUUUCUCCAAUUCGAACAUUUCUAGCUCAUCUAAUUUUCUUUACUAAAAAUGUCAACUAAAAUUGAUAUUCCUGCUGAAUCAAGUGCUGCUGCUAAGGGUAAAGCACCUCUAAUAGGAAUGGUUUCUUCUUCUUCUUCUACCAAUGAAAAAGGAGGAUUCAAGAAGGGCAUUGCCAUACUUGACUUUCUUCUGAGGAUAGGUGCUAUAGUUACUGCUCUUUCUGCAGCAGGCACCAUGGGAGCCAGUGGUGAAACUCUUCCUUUCUUCACUCAGUUUUUCCAAUUCGAAGCUGGCUAUGAUGAUCUUCCUGCUCUUCAGUUUUUCGUGGUUGCAAUGGCAGUGGUGGGAGGGUAUUUAGUGCUUUCCCUUCCCUUCUCUAUUGUAACAAUUAUCCGCCCACACGCAGUUGGACCAAGGCUCCUCCUCCUCAUUUUCGACACUGUGGCGCUUACUCUAAAUACCUCGGCUGCUGCCGCGGCUACAGCCAUAGUCUACUUGGCUCACAAUGGCAACGAAGACGCGAACUGGCUUGCUAUCUGCGUACAAUUUGGUGAUUUUUGCCAGCAAAUUAGUGGGGCUGUGAUAGCUGCCUUUGUUUCAGCUGUUGUGUUGGUGGUGUUGGUUAUAAUUUCUGGUGUGGCUCUUCGAAGGCAGAAUUAAUUAUGCUUUGGUUUCUUUAUGUUUGCUUUAUUUGGUAUUUGUGGCAAUUGAGAUGUUUGAUUAUGAUCUUGUAAUUUUAUUUUAGUGGGAGAAAUUGAAAAAUGAAAAUCAUUGUGCUUUUCUGUCA